UCGAUAAGGAGACCUUCAGUGAUGACAUAGCCAAAGUCCUCAUGAGUACGUUUCGCCAUCAGCUGGACGUGUACAUACUCAAGCGUUAGAUCCUGCAAGACCCUGCAAGUGACCGAUCUCGGCAGGUUCGGUUCCGAUGUGAAAUAGAUUCCAUUGUUCUGCAUCUGAUAAUGAAUACAGAUAUCGAAACCAACGUUCGAUAUCCUCCCUUCCAUGUUGAGUUUAGUAUGGUUAUCGUGUAGUGCGUUAGCACUCGUCCAGGACUAGGUGUAGUGGUUCCAAACUUUCGAUACCAUCUAAUGGCUGCUCCAACAAGUGCGUCCAGAUACAAGUUCUGCUGUCUUUGAAAUUUGGACUUUUACUAUCACCUCAUUGUUGCCCGCCGAGACCUUGGACUUGGAUCAUCUUUCCCCAGAGUACUCUAGUUCAGGCGACAACGGAGGUAUCAUGUAUUAUCGCAUGAAGAAUUCUUAAUCUCCAUAAGCAAUAAGCAGGUAACAAAAGUCGCUUGACCUUCCUCACAUCUAGCUCUUCUCAUUCACCAUGGUCCAACUCAAAGCUAUUCUCCUUCCCAUCAUCCUUGCCGCAGUGUCUGUUACAGGGACGCCUGUUCCAGGCAAUGCCAUCGCUCGAGGCCCAUUUGACGACGCUCUUCGUCGAGACGCUACUAUCCUCGCACCUGCCAAGCGGGAACCGGAGGACACCCGUCGAGACGCCACAAUUUUAGCACCAGCCAAAAGGGAGCCCGAGGAUACUCGUCGAGAUGCCACGAUUCUCGCCCCUGCGAAGAGGGAGCCAGAGGAUAGUCGUCGGGACGCUACCAUCUUAGCACCUGCUAAGAGGGAACCUGAGGACACUCGUAGAGAUGCUACCAUUUUUGCUCCUGCAAAGCGGGAGGCAAUGCCCGAUGAGUCGCGACGAGAUGCUUCUAUUCUUGCGCCGGCCAAGCGCGAGCCCGAGGACGCUCGACGUGAUGCCACUUUCUUAGCUCCUGCAAAGAGAGAUCCUGAGGAUACUCGGCGUGAUGCCACAAUUCUCGCGCCCGCUAAACGUGAGCCGGAAGACGAGCGCCGCGACGCUGCAAUCCUAGCUCCAGCCAAGCGUGAACCUGGAGAGUCUCGUCGGGAUGCCAGCAUCCUCGCUCCUGCCAAGCGACUUGAGAAUUAUUUGUAGAUUGAAACGAGAAGACCAUGGAGUAUAAGAAGACCAUCUAUGGUCUAGGUCAACUACUACCAUGUAGCGUACUUGUAUGAUGAUUGAAUUCAAAGCAAAUGCACAAUUGCCUUU
Somion occarium is the source of this 1287-nucleotide messenger RNA. Lineage: Eukaryota; Fungi; Basidiomycota; Agaricomycetes; Polyporales; Cerrenaceae. The record is from the annotation of a GenBank genome assembly.